CUACUGAAGUUUUAAUGUAAUUUGGGCUCAAAACUGUUAAAUUUAUGGGAUUCCGGCCGUAACACUUGUCCAUACCAUCUCAAGAGAUAAGUUGAGUUUAACCUAGGUGAAUCUUGGAUAGGUUGUGUUUACACGCAAAAAAAUAAAUCUGGGUUAAUUUUAACCAGGUUUAAACCCAGGAUAGUUUAUGUCGUGUGAACAUGGCUUUAGUGGGUUGCACGUAACGUCAUGGCCGCCAAGUUGGUUAAUUUCAACGAAGGUUUUUCUCGUUUACAAUUAAAAUUUCCUCCAAGAUGGCGAACAUCUCUUUUUCCGUAAACUUUCAAAGUCCUUGGGAAAUGGUUGUUUAUUGCAACCACUAAUAAAGACAAAAAUCAAAAACAGUUUCAAAUUUUAUAGCAGUGAUAAUUGGUUUUUUUUUAAUUUUGAGGUGCACUUUGUAGUUGAUGGGUUGCAAUAGAGUCCUUAAGUGUGACGUCACGUUGCCAUGGCGCUAAAAAAUGCAGUUCUAAACAAUACAUCUUAUGCGAGCGCUUUGGACACGCUUCCUUUGUUUUGAAUGUUUAAAGCUUUAAUUAUCCAGUGUAAUCCCACAAAAGACAAUAAAAAAAAAACAGGAAAGGUUUAAGGGUCUUCCAAGGGAUCAACUUUCGUUGAAGAAGUGUAAAGGACGCGGGUCAAACGGGCAAAAUGGUUUUGCUCCUAGAUGUGGCCAUUCGUCGGAGGGCAACACUUGCAAGUUCUUCGCUUUUCCAAGCGCUACAAAGCAGAACGACGAGUACAAGAGAUGGAUUAGACUCAUAAGGUGAAGAGUUGACAUCAGGACAUGAGGGAGAAUCAUCGAAUACUGAAUUAUAGAAGCUUUCAGCUAGUUAUCUUUUUAACGGUUGCUUUGUAUUUUCCGUAGCCAAAACCUUAAAUAUCAGUGCUUUGGAAGGUAUAAUCCAUCAAUUUUGAGGAUCAAAUUUUUAUCACUUUAAUGAAAGUACGACAGAACGACACACAGCUUCACCAAGCCCAAUUGUUUCAUUGUAGUGUGGCUACAAUUUCUAACAUUGUUAUAAAAUUCACUCAUGUUUUGCAUGAAAUUUUGUUUGAUGACCUAAUGACAUCUAUUCCAUCCCGGGAAAAAGACAAGAUCUCAGCACCCUCCUCUUUUAGGCAAUUUGAAUCCUGUCAGAUUGUUAUAGACUGCACAGAUAUUGAGGUUGCUGCACCGGGAUUGAUGAGUCAGCAAAAUGCAACCUAUUUAUCAUACAGAGGAAUGAAUUCCUUUAAGGUAAUAGUUCGUGUUGCACCAAAUGGAGUCAUUACUAAUGUCAGUCGGCUGUAUCCAGGUUCUAUUUCAGACAAGGCCAUUGUGCAACAGUCUGGACUCCUUAAUCACUUGACAGCUGGAGAUAUGAUUCUGGCGGACAAGGGUUUCCCUAUCCAGGAUGUUGUACCACAUGGUGUCUGUGUCAAUAUUCCACCUUUUCUGAAUAAUGGAACUUUUACAGAGAGUGAGGUCAAGAAAACAAAAGCCAUAGCUAAAGCAUGGAGUCAUGUUGAAAAAGCCAAUGCUAGGCUGAAAGACUUCAAAAUUUUAGGCUGCAUUCCUUCGUAUUUGUGCUGCUAUGCUGACAUUUUGUUUCAGUUAUGUGCAGCACUUGUAAAUUUGCAAUUUCCUCUCAUCAAAGAGGGAUGUGAAGAUAUGGCUUUUGAGUAGUUUUAUGCUUGAAGACUACAUUGGACAGUUUUUUAAUAAUUAUUAUUGUUCAAAUAGAAAUAAAAUAAGUUGUAUACUGAGGCUUACUUAGAAGAAAAUACAGCUAGAUGGGUGGGGAGAGCAUUCUAAUAUAACAGUAAAGGGAUGAUUUUACCUCUUAGGGAUUACAAUAUUUAUCAUCUGGUACAGCCUGGGUGUACAUAGGGUGUCAAAUUAGAUCACUGAGAGAAUUCUUUUAUCAUGUUUAGGAGAACAGAAGUUAAAAAAAAGUUUUGACAUAUGUUUUACAAUGGAUGCCUUUUUGGGGAUAAAAAUAAAAGCAAGUACUGCCCACAGUUACCCUUAAGGAGUCUUUCUGAACAUUUCCCAUGAGCAUCCCAUCACUUUUAUAUGGGAAUUUCCCUUCCACCCAGGAAAACAACAUUAAAUGAUGUACCAUUUUCCAUGUCUUUUAAAUACCAUGUUAUCCUUGUGUUUAUUAAUAAAAAUGCAAAUAUAUGUAUAGCCUGUUACCACAACUCCCUCACACCAAACUAGUUGUGGUAGGUCAAUUUGAGGACUGAAAA
Molecule: messenger RNA, 2274 nt
Organism: Xenia sp. Carnegie-2017
Lineage: Eukaryota; Metazoa; Cnidaria; Anthozoa; Malacalcyonacea; Xeniidae
Exons: 2
Coding region: 980-1708 (242 amino acids)
Source: RefSeq, a predicted model, not a curated record